GUUCUAUGUGUUGAGCAUCAUCUUGGUUAUGAACUUCGCUAAAAGUCAAAUUUUAGUGGACUUUAGUGAAAAUGACUAUUGGACAACUCUUUUUAAUACAUCAAGCCCAAUUACUUUUAAAGUAACUUCUCUAAAGGAGGAGUAUUGUUACGUUAAGAUCGAGUUAUUCUCUAAGGAUCCUACUUUUUUAUUGAUGGCAGAUUAUAAAAUUAGACCGAAUAUCAAUUUGAUUUCUUAGUAUAAAUAAGGAGAAAAGAUUGACAGAAUAAGGUUAGAAUGAAAUUGAUUUUAGUCAACUUGAAAAUAGAGGAACUAGAUUCCUAAAGUUGAAGGGAAAACUUGGAACAAUAUAUAUAACAACUACAGCUGAUAAUAUAUAUAAUUAAUAUUAGAUUACAAUCACUGGUAAUAAUGAAGAUUAAUGUGACAAUGAAUGUAAUUAUGGUGGUGUUUGCAAAGUAGAAAUUAUUGUGACUUUAGAGUGACGGUUGUUUUUGCCAGAGUUCAUUCAUUGGGAAUGAUUGUCAUCAAUCAGCAGUGGAAUUACCGUCAGGCUCUGAGAGAGAUGUAGAUUUUCUGGUUGACGAAACAAUUAAGUUCUUCUCAAUUGAUCUCUCUUAUUUAAUUGGAUAAAAAUUGAAGCUGGAAUUCGAAGUACUUAUCGUUAUUAUUGAUAUAUAGACUGAUUGUGACGAUUGCUUAACUAUUAUUAUUUAUAAGACUAAAGCUCUUUUGGGACCAGAAGAUUCUUUAAAUAGCAAUUAUACUUACUUAUUUUACAUUACUGAUGGGUCUAGUACUAUUUAAACUUAUGUACCACAAACUUUGGCAGCUUCAUAGUAAAUUCUAUAUCUUGCUGUCUCCAAAUAAUAUUCUAUUUAUGAAACUCCUCAUUUAUCAAUUAAAUGUAACUAUUUCUCUGAAUCAAAUGAUGAUGAUGAUUCAACUGAUUAUAGUAAUAAAUUACUAUAUAUCAUCAUCCCAACCGUUUUUGGGUCGAUACUGUGUUUUAUCAUUAUAGGAUGUCUAUUAAGAAGGAAGAGGACCUAUACAAGUCAAGCUGCCUAGGUUGCAUAAGAUCCAUUUUCUUAAUAGACUAGAAAUGGAAAUGCUUAAGACCCUUUUUCUUAGUAAAAUAGAAUGGUAGCUUUUCAUAAUCCUAUAUAAUAAUAAUAUCCUCAAUAAAAAUUUCCAGUUUCCUAGUUUCUUUGGUAGAAGGAUGAUAAUAAUAAUGAUGAUAACGAUAAAUGUAUUAUCUGCUUGAUGUCACUCAAUCAUUAUAAUAAUCAGACAAUCAAGAUUAGAUGCGGGUAUAUACAAUUAUUAAAGUUAGUCAUGUAUUCCACAGAAAUUGCAUCGUAGAAUGGUGUUAAAAACAAAUAUCAUCAAAAAAGGAUCACUAAAGCGAUUGCCCUUAUUGUAGAUAACCUAUGAAUCUAAAUGAAAUUUUUUGA
Molecule: messenger RNA, 1454 nt
Organism: Paramecium octaurelia
Lineage: Eukaryota; Ciliophora; Oligohymenophorea; Peniculida; Parameciidae
Source: the annotation of a GenBank genome assembly